This is a messenger RNA of Solea solea (common sole), 2495 nucleotides long. RefSeq names its product interferon-induced protein 35 (gene ifi35). The record is from RefSeq and is a predicted model, not a curated record. The coding region runs from base 543 to 1673 and encodes 376 amino acids. The transcript has 10 exons. Gene Ontology annotation, cellular component: nucleus. Lineage: Eukaryota; Metazoa; Chordata; Actinopteri; Pleuronectiformes; Soleidae.
ACACCUGUUUAUGAACGUGUUAGCUUAGAUCUUGUAUUUAGUGUAGUUAAAUCACUUAUUACGUUUAAAUUAUUGUUUGUUUGAAUUGAAUUUAAUGUUUAAUUAUUGCUCUCUUGUGCUUUGUCGUCUACUCUCUUAUUUGCUAACUGAACCUGAGGUCUCACUUUUAAAACAGAUUUUAAUCUUAAUGUGACUUCUUAGUUUCGUUUUUAAACAAAAGUAUUAACAAUAAGUCUUUAAAGUUGUAAAUGUGGACAUUUUGACUUUCAGUUUUAGGGCUGAACAAUUAAAAGAUACAACUAAUACAUUUCAGCAUUAACUGUGUCAUUUUUGGUUGUUCUAAUGUGUUAGAUUAGAAGCUAGACUAGUUCAUGUUUUCAUUUGUGACUCAUUUCAAAUUCCUCCCAGUGGGGGAGACCAGGGACAGUUAUAACGGGGACUGUGCGCAUGCGCACCCACUGGCUCUGCUAAAGAUAGAGCCACACUGAAACUUCCUCGUGGUGUUUUCUACAAAAGCUUGUUUUUUAGAUAAUAUUUUGACGAUGGCGUCGGACGAGGAUUUCUCUCUGCCGGAGGUGAAAACUCUGUCGUGUGAAGAGACUUUAGAUGGAAUCCAGACUUUAAUCGCCAACAACAAGGCGAAGUACAAGCAGCUGAUUGAGGAGCAGAAGGAGCUGACUGACCUCAGGAAGGAUCAUCAGGAGAUGACGCAGAAGCUUCAGCACCGAUCCGACAAACUGGCCAAGACUCUGGAGAAUGAGCAGCGUCUCUACGUGGACGAGCUCACCAAGGAAGUGGUGAGGGUGAAUUCACUGAAGCAGGAGGAGGAGCAGAUCAUUGAGGAGAUCCAGAGAGUGGAAGCGGCCUUGCUGGAGGAGACGGCCAAAAAUCACCACCUGAGAGAGCAGGCCGAUGUGUUCAGCAGCCUGCCAGAGAAGACAGUCGCCUUCACCGGGGAGACGACAAGUGCGACCAACGCACCGACGUUUGAAACGAAAUCGCGUAUCGUUUACCCGAUGGACGGGGGGACGGCGCUGAUCACGUUCGAGGAGGAAGUCGUGGCCAAGAAGAUCCUGACCAUGAAGCAGCAUCAGGUGAAUCUGACGGAAGAGACUUUCAUCACAUUGGAGGCCGAGGCCGUCACACUGAUUCUGCCCAAACUGGUGGAGAUCGAGUCUGAAGUUUGUUCCAGACGCAUCUUAAUCUCCAACCUUCCCAAAAUGGACAGGGAGACAAUGCUGGACAAGCUGAACAUCCACUUCCACAGGCGUAGAGACGGCGGCGGGGAGGUGGAGUCCUGUGAGUUCCUGGCCGACUCUGGGACGGUCGUCCUCACAUUCACGGAUAAAGACAUUGCCAAAGGUUUGACCGACACCGAGUUCCACAGUGUGCAGCUGCAGAAGAAGAAGAAGCACAAAGUGAGAGUGACGCCUUUCCUCAACGGAACAGUUACAAAGUUAGAGACCAGGAUGAAGGUGUGUCCUCGUACAGUGCUGCUGACCGGGAUCCCCGCGAUCAUGGAGCAGGAUACUCUGCAGGACCUGCUGGAGAUCCACUUCCAGAAGAGCUUGAGCGGCGGAGGAGAGAUCGAGGCCUGCCUCUACAACCCGACGGGUCAGCAAAUCUCGGCGCUGUUCGAGAGCGUUGUGUCCAAAGUGGAGAAGAAGCAGUAGAGCGGACUCCUGCUGCUGCUGCUGCUGCUGCUGCUGCUGCUGCUGCUCGUCCAGACCGGAAGCAUCCGAGCGUCUGGUUUUUCCUCCUGAAAUGAAGUCACGUUCAUCAUAGACCUUAUUUUCAGACGAGACAAGAAAGUUGACACUUGCCUUUUCACCUAAGUGCCAUCCUUCCUGUCAGUGGUUAUGGACUGUGGAAUUUCUAAUGUCAUUAGGUCCUUGAAAUCCUUGAAAAAUGUCUGUCCUGGUUUAUGUCACCAUGUUCCACCAAUAAUAACACAACACAAAUCAACAACUGUCCUAUGUCUACCAGGGUUCUCAUUGGUCCUUGAAAAAAUGUCUCCCCUGGUUUACUUGUGUUGUCCUAAAGUCCAAGAAAAUUUCCAAGAAUUGAUCCCAUGGUGACCAAUAAUGAUACAAAACAAAUAUUUCCCACUCUCAUUUAUUCAUUCGUUCAUUCAUUCAGUCAUCCACACUGAGCGAAAAUCAUAAAAAGAUUUGUGAAGGAAACAAACAUCGCACAAAAGUGAAAAACAGGAAGUCGGGCGCUGAGUUUUUUUUCUACGUUCAAAAAUAAGGUCUUUUCCUCUGCUGCUCAUGAUUUCAUGAUGAUUUAUCAUGAAAUCAUCUGGUGAAGAGGGCGUUUCUUGUGUUUCCUGUUCAAAUCAGUGGUGAUAACAGAUUUACUUUACUUUGCCGUUACAGUUAUCGUGCACAUUUUCUCUCUCUCUAUUUCAACAAAUAUUUUCUCAUAACUUUAUAGGAUUAAAAAUGUAACAGUUAAUCUUCUCAGUAAAAUAAAUAAAGGAAUUACAAAUUCAA